Phycomyces blakesleeanus NRRL 1555(-) is the source of this 972-nucleotide messenger RNA. RefSeq lists its product as hypothetical. Lineage: Eukaryota; Fungi; Mucoromycota; Mucoromycetes; Mucorales; Phycomycetaceae. The record is from RefSeq and is a predicted model, not a curated record. Gene Ontology annotation, biological process: mitochondrial respiratory chain complex I assembly; iron-sulfur cluster assembly. The transcript is spliced from 6 exons. Gene Ontology annotation, molecular function: ATP-dependent FeS chaperone activity; 4 iron, 4 sulfur cluster binding; ATP binding. Gene Ontology annotation, cellular component: mitochondrion. The coding region runs from base 19 to 930 and encodes 303 amino acids.
CCUUCCCGAGACCUUGCUAUGCUUGCCAGGCGGUUUCUGUCAACAUCACGCACCCUGUUCCAUGAAAACCCUCUUGGACUUCAUCGCCCAGCUGUCAAGCAGCCACCAACCAUACCACGUGCCCAGCGUGGGUUACCAAAGAAAAUGCCCAUUGCUGGUGUGAAGCAUGUCAUUGCUGUUUCCUCCGGAAAGGGAGGUGUUGGAAAGUCCACUACUGCAGUCAACAUUGCAUUGGCAGCAGCUGGAAUGAAGCAAAAGGUUGGAAUCCUUGAUGCUGAUAUAUUUGGACCUUCGAUCCCUUCCCUCAUGAACCUCAGUGGUGAACCUAAUCUGACAGAAAAAGGUGAUCGUCUGAUUCCACUACAAAACUAUGGUGUCAAGUGUAUGUCUAUGGGAUUCCUAGUAGAUAAAGAGGCGCCUAUUGUGUGGAGAGGUCUGAUGGUUAUGAAGGCACUUCAACAAUUACUACAUGAGGUUGAUUGGGGACGUUUGGACCUUUUGGUUAUCGAUAUGCCUCCAGGUACAGGAGAUGUUCAAUUGACUAUCAGUCAACAGGUUGUAGUGGAUGGCGCUGUCGUCAUUUCUACCCCUCAGGAUAUUGCACUUAUUGACGCAGUAAAGGGAGUCAAUAUGUUCAAGAAGGUUAAUGUGCCUAUUCUCGGUAUGGUCCAAAACAUGUCCCUCUUCAUUUGUCCCAACUGCAACCACGAAUCCCACAUAUUUGGUCACGACGGAGCAGCACGAAUGGCUGAAAAGAUGGAAAUCCCAUUUCUCGGUGAAGUUCCUCUCCACGCAGAUAUUUGCAAAUUGUCAGAUUCUGGCACACCUAUUGUUAUAUCUCAACCUGAUGGUCAAUUUGCAGCUCACUACAAGGAGAUCGCUAGUCGGUUACUGGACCAACUAUCUUCCAACGACCCAAAAUUAAAGUAAAAAUAGAGAAAUAAAAUAAAAUAAAAAGCCCCAUUUGUUCCC